Messenger RNA from Solanum verrucosum, 1461 nucleotides. Its product is annotated as BAG family molecular chaperone regulator 7. Bases 75 to 1286 code for a protein of 403 amino acids. Lineage: Eukaryota; Viridiplantae; Streptophyta; Magnoliopsida; Solanales; Solanaceae. The transcript is spliced from 3 exons. Gene Ontology annotation, molecular function: protein-folding chaperone binding. Gene Ontology annotation, cellular component: plasmodesma. Gene Ontology annotation, biological process: protein folding. The record is from RefSeq and is a predicted model, not a curated record.
ACCAUCUCUUAUCUUCUCUUUCCUUUUUCAAAGCUUACAUCUUUUUGCAUUUGGGUUGCUAGAUUCAAGCGAAAAUGAGCCGUUUCAGGAGAUUUGACCUUAUCAACUACUCUCCUUCUCCUUCAUUCUUCACCCCCAAAACCCUGCUUCUAAACCCAUAUUUACCUUCAUUCCACAAUGAGGAUGAGCUUGACUGCACUCUCGAUCUCAUCUGCCCUAAGCCUUACUUACCCACUACCUUCCUCGAUCUCGACGAUUUCGAUACCAUCACCGAUCUGAUCCAAAUCGAAAGAACCCCUUUUUACAGCACUACUCGCCGUGUCCAGCACCGGUUAGGACUCGGUACUGAGUUGCAAUGUCUGUCUGACCGAGUCACCGCGCUCGAGCGGAUGUUGAGGGCGAAGGAGGAGAAGAAGAAGAAGAAUAAAAUUGGGGAGCGGAAGUACACGUGGACGACUGAGAUCAAGAGCCCUGAGAAGGAUGGGGUUGAUCGGAAAUAUGAGUGGAUUGCUGAGGUGAAAGAUGGUAAGAAGAAAGGGGCUUUGGAUAAAAGCUACAAAUUUAGUGCUGAGAUCAAAGGAAAAGGUGACGAUUCACGUAGUUACAGUUUCAAAGCAUCAAAUGUCAGCGAUACCGAUAGCGAUAGCGAUGGAAGUGAGAAAAAAGAGAAGAAAGAUAAGAAGAAGAAAUGUGAAAGCCGUAAAUCUGUGGGUUGUACACGCUUGGUUGAGAUUGAAGAGCCAACCCAUCAUGGAGCACUCGUCUUAAGACAGGUAUUUGCGAAGAGGGUGGAGAAGAGAAGGGGGAAGAGGAAGGAGCUGUCACCACAAGAUGCAGCUUUAGCUAUUCAAAUGAGCUUCAGGGCUUACUUGAUUAAGAGGUCUCAGGCACUGCGUGCUCUGAGGGAACUGGCCAUUGCCAAGACUAAAUUGAAGGAGCUAAGGGCUCUCUUCAACAACUUCACUUACAGAAGACGUGUUGCUCGUGAUGCAGAGGAGCGCCAGAGGUUCUCUGAGAAGAUUAUUGUGUUGCUGCUCACUGUUGAUGCCAUUGAGGGCGUGGAUAUGAUGGUCCGAUCUGCAAAGAAAUCUAUAGUGGAUGAGUUAGAAGCAAUGCUUGAUGUUAUCGACCCCCAACCUGGUGGAAGGCCUUUAUCUGUUGCAAGGAGGAGAACAUUUGAUAUGCCAGAUGGUGCCAUUCAGAAGGAACUUGCAGCUGGUGUGGCUCAAGUUGUUCGAAUGCUUGACGAGUCCAAUGGUGCUGAAACCUUUGAAGGAUGCUUAUGAGUCUUAUAUGAGUCUAUGACAUGUGAGAUUCCACUGGUCUUUGGGGUUUGCUAGUGUUGUAUGUUCUAAUUAGGACCGGCUGUGGUAUGAAGCUACUCUACUGUUGUUAACAUUUCUUUUUAUUCUGGAUAAUGGAGAUCAGAGCUAGUAUGUUAUCUUAUUUCACCUUUUGGUA